Messenger RNA from Seminavis robusta, 1296 nucleotides. The record is from the annotation of a GenBank genome assembly. Lineage: Eukaryota; Bacillariophyta; Bacillariophyceae; Naviculales; Naviculaceae.
AUGAUGAACAGGAUUAGCGCAAACUCGGUCAGUCUCAACUCAAAGCCAAGCGAUGGUGCUUCUGGACCUCAGCGUCAGAGUCAGAGUAUAUCGAGGAGCAGCAAUCACAGCAACUCGACGACUUUUUCCGCGGGAUCAGCCAUGAAACUUCCCACGCGAAAACCUUCAGUAGAAGACCUAACCAGCCUUACCGGUACUAGUAUCAAUAUCAGUGCGCAGGAACCACAAGAAAUUUAUCAGAGCUUCAGAAGCAACACCAGCAGCACUAUCGGUACCAGUACUGCAAGCAACAGCAGCAACAACAACCACAAGGGCUGUUGCGGUUCCUGUUCCGACAAUGACACCGAGUUUGAUCCAAUCAAACACAGUAUCCCUAUCGCUAACACCUAUGAAGAGGCUGGAUCGCGGGAGUUAGUUAAACCCGAACGAAAGCGUCAACAGUCCACAGCCGCUGCCUCCACAGCUACUUGUACAACCGUGUCCAUCACUACCAGUACAGGUACAGGUACAGGUAACACAGACAAGGAAUCUGUGGCCCCUUCCUUGGAACCAUGCCCGACAGACACGGAAGACCAUGGCGGAUGGGGACAAUCCAGGAGUAACCACAGCAGCAGCGCACAACGCUCCAGGGAACUUGGACCGAAGCAGCCAAGUAGGCACACCAGUUCCUCCAGAGACAACGUCAGGGCAUCCAGCAAAAAGAAGAAAGUAAAAAAACCUGGAGAGAUUGCAAUUCGACAGCCACGGCAACACGCACCGUCGUCCAAUCCUCGUGCCAAACGAGGGGAUAGCAACCGAAGUACCGGUAUCGCAGAGGCUACCGGCAAGUCGAACAAAACUACGCUCCUCACCAAGCAACGAAUCCGAUCCUUCAUGACUGACUACUACGCAGACUUUGAUUCUAUAUUCCAAAACGGAUCUAGCAAACAAGUCAAGAAAACGUGCUUUGAAGCAUUCUUUGAUCAGUACUACACCAAGGAUAUCCUAUGGAUUCGAAGCAGUGGAAAUCCCAUCGGACGAAAGGAUUUGGCGGGAAUGCUCUGUGAUGACAUUGAUAUCGAUCAUGCCAUUCUUGUCAGUAUCGACAACAUCACAUUAAUGGCGGGCGGGAUGGUGGCGUCAGUCACGUACACGGCCGACCUCAAGUUUUCCUUCAAGGGACAACCCCAAAGUGAUCGCACGGUUCUUUCAAGUGUCUUGCAAGUUACCAACGAUAUCGAAAUUCGAAUAGCUCAUGUACACUGGUCGGUUGGAGGGCCCAUCCCCAAAGAGAGCCGCUGGGAGACUGAAAAAUAA